Molecule: messenger RNA, 3291 nt
Organism: Nycticebus coucang (slow loris)
Lineage: Eukaryota; Metazoa; Chordata; Mammalia; Primates; Lorisidae
Gene: CYTH1
Product: cytohesin 1
Exons: 13
Coding region: 183-1382 (399 amino acids)
Biological process (GO): regulation of ARF protein signal transduction
Molecular function (GO): guanyl-nucleotide exchange factor activity
Source: RefSeq, a predicted model, not a curated record
GCUAGCCCUUCCCUGCCCAUUCAGGAAGUAGCUCAGUGCUGUCCUCAAGGCUGGUACCCCACAGGUAUCCUGGGGCCCUCCCAGUCGGACCCCACAGGAGAACUGGGCUGCCAGUUAGUUAUAGCUCUCCUUUGAGGGACAGAAGGGAGCAAACUUUUCCUGUUGUGCUGGAAGGGAACAAGAUGGUCCUUAAAACCGAAGAGGAAGAGGUUCCCAGUGACCUGACUGCAGAGGAGCGGCAAGAGCUGGAGAACAUCCGCCGGAGAAAGCAGGAGCUGCUGGCUGACAUUCAGAGGCUGAAGGAUGAGAUAGCAGAAGUAGCGAAUGAAAUUGAAAACCUGGGAUCCACAGAAGAAAGGAAAAACAUGCAGAGAAACAAGCAGGUAGCCAUGGGCAGGAAAAAAUUUAAUAUGGACCCUAAAAAGGGGAUCCAGUUCUUAAUAGAGAAUGAUCUGCUGAAGAACACAUGUGAAGACAUUGCCCAGUUCUUGUAUAAAGGUGAAGGGCUCAACAAGACAGCCAUUGGUGACUACCUGGGGGAGAGAGAUGAGUUUAACAUCCAGGUUCUUCACGCGUUUGUGGAGUUGCACGAGUUCACUGACCUCAACCUCGUCCAGGCGCUACGGCAGUUCCUGUGGAGCUUCCGCCUGCCAGGAGAGGCCCAGAAGAUUGACCGGAUGAUGGAGGCGUUUGCCCAGCGGUACUGUCAGUGCAACAACGGGGUGUUCCAGUCCACGGACACUUGUUAUGUCCUAUCCUUUGCCAUUAUCAUGUUGAACACCAGCCUGCACAACCCCAAUGUUAAAGAUAAGCCCACUGUGGAGAGGUUCAUCGCCAUGAAUCGAGGCAUCAAUGAUGGAGGAGACCUGCCCGAGGAGCUGCUCCGGAAUCUAUAUGAGAGCAUAAAAAAUGAACCCUUUAAAAUCCCGGAAGAUGAUGGGAAUGACCUCACUCACACGUUCUUCAACCCCGAUCGAGAGGGCUGGCUGUUGAAACUGGGUGGCAGGGUAAAGACCUGGAAAAGACGCUGGUUCAUUCUAACUGACAACUGCCUUUACUACUUUGAAUAUACCACGGAUAAGGAGCCCCGUGGCAUUAUUCCUUUAGAGAAUCUGAGUAUCCGAGAAGUAGAGGACUCCAAAAAACCAAACUGCUUUGAGCUGUACAUCCCCGACAACAAAGACCAAGUGAUCAAGGCCUGCAAGACUGAGGCUGACGGACGGGUGGUGGAGGGAAACCACACCGUGUACCGCAUCUCCGCCCCCACGCCUGAGGAGAAGGAGGAGUGGAUCAAGUGCAUUAAAGCUGCCAUCAGCAGGGACCCUUUCUACGAGAUGCUUGCAGCACGGAAAAAGAAGGUCUCCUCCACGAAGAGACACUGAGCCCACCGGGGCGUCGACCUGCGGGGCCUAUGGAGCUCCAGCUCUAUCUCCCGUGCCUGCGCCAUAGGCCCUCUCCGCCAGGCCCGCCCAGAAUUUCUAAAGACUAGCUUCUGCUUUUGCUAUUUUUCUUAAAUGGGAGAAGCGUGGGCAGUUAUCACCGGGGAGGAGGGGGCCUGCUGCCUGCCCAGUGGGGGCUCCAGCCUCUUGGUGGCCAGAGCUCGGGUCAGCAGAGCAGCCUCCUGCAAGUCUCCCUGAACAGCAGGCCUGACAGAGCUCAGAGCAGACUGUUUACCUCCGGUAUCCCAGGAAGAAGCCUUCACCCCAUACCAUGAAUACUUGUAUCGAUAUAUUAUCAUAUGUUAAGAAAAUGGUGGGAAGGAAGAGAAGCCACAAACUAUAAAGAUCUAUUUUUUUUUUUUUUUUAAAGACAAAAUAGCACUAUUUGGGUGCAUUCUGUCCCGUCCAAUUUGGGGAGCUUCUCCCAGGGCUGCUACUGAGGAUGUCAGUGUGGGCAGGGCAGGCUCCAAAGCUGGUGGGGGCUGUCGGGUGCCCACCUGGGCGAGAUGGGUGACAUGGGAGGCACAGAGGGCAGAGGGCACAGCAGGCUCCGCAAGGCCUCAGGACGGUGCAAGUCAGACUUGGGCCUGUGGCCGAGGGGGCAGGUCCAGUGGACACUGCUCCAUCCCCUGUGCCUGCAGGGUGCCGAGGGGGAGGCACAAGUGACUGGUCACUUGUGUUGCUUUUCUCCUUCAGAAUCCAGUUUCUUUCGGGGCUUUAAAGUGGAAAGUCAGCAUUUUCCUUGAGCUAAAUACCUAAUAACCAAAACUGUGAGGAAGGUUAUCCCGACAGAGGGUCUGGGAUGACCUAACUAUUUCAUAUUUGGUUUUUCUUCCUCUUUCCCCCAAUCUCCCUCUUCGUUCUAGAGGAAGGAGUAAGUCCUACCUGAGCCCUCAGGGCUUCAGCUUUUUCUGCCUCAAAACUGGCCCUAACUGGACUACUCUGGAUGCGUUUUGUAGUGGGUCCCCUUGAGGGGAAAACGGGUCUUUGUCUGCUCACGGGUGCAGUGGAAUGAGAGGGUGCCAAGGUUGGCCUCUUGGAUCUCUUUUCCCCUUAAGGUAUGUGAGCAGGUCAGCCCGCCCCUCCCAAUUUGCAGUGUGAAUGCAGCAUUCUCUGCUGUUCUCCUGCCAUUCUCUCAGGGACUCUCAGGGCAGCUCCUGCCAACCAGCCGAGGCCAGCAUGUUGGUCCAGGCAGAGCAGGUGGCUGGCUGGCCAUCUCCAUGUAGGCCCGAACCAGGUUGGUGCAGAGUGCUGCCACCAGGAGGUAGGUAAGGAGCCUCAGGUCUCCGCAGGGCUGUGCAGAGGCUCCUCUGAUCUCUCUAGGGUUGGUGAGCAUCUCUGGAAAUAGAUUUCACCAGAGGAGUGGUGGGAGAGGUGUGGGGGGCAUUCUGGCAUCCCCCUUCUUGUAGCUCCUGCCUGGAAUGGCUUUAGGUGCUCUUAUGCUGGAGCUUGUGAAGGUAACAAAAGAGGGUCCAGGCUGGAAAUGGAACUUCUGGGUGGGAGAAGCAGGGCAGUGUCAGCCACAGUCUAGGUGGUCCCAGGGCUGGUGCCAGAGCUGCCUGGCUGACCCGGUCCCUCGCACUGGUUCUCGUAAGUAUAUCCUGGACAGAAAGGCACCUGGAUCAGUAUUAGUCUAUUUAUCAGAGGUGUAAAUAAUCCAUGUAUAGUUUUCUCCUUUUAGAUUAUUUUGUAUUUGUUUUAAAAAGUUUUGUCAAAAUACAAAAUAAAAAGAAAUGACCAGAAGUUGUCGAGGGUUUUUAAAAAAUUAUGAUUAUUCCAAUUGUUUUUGUUUUUGCCUUGUAAACUAGCGCCAAGGAACUGCAGCAAAUAAACUCCAGAUCUGCCCAAGCCA